AAAAUUAUUAUAAUUUAUAUUAAUUUAAUUUCGGAUUAUUUUGUCAAAUUUUAAUUUCGGAUUAGUAUUAAAUAAAGAGUGGUGACGUUAAAUUUUAAAAUAUAAAUAGGUAUUGAUUUACUUGAUAAACUAUAAAAUUAAGUAAAUUUCUAUCAUCUUAUUAAGCGAUGGAUCAGGGUAUUACAAAUAUUUUUACAUUUAUAUUUUAUGGAUUAUUCCAUCAAACAUACAAUAUACUCAUGAAAAGUAAUGAAAGUAUUUAGAGCAUUGAAAAUAUCUUUAUAUUUUAAUAAAUCUGAUUUCAAAUCAUAUUAAAUAAUAUCCAUAAAAUUUAUGAAAAAUAAACAUAGUUAUAGUUCUUAGUAUAAAAUUGAAUAAACCAAAAACAAGAAGUAUAUAAACUAAAACGAAUCAAAGUAGAUAUGGUUUUAAUAUGGUAACUGAUUCAUAUAAAGCAAAAAAAAACUGAAAAUGAACCAAACUUGUAAUUGAAUGCUCCCAUCUCAAAUGAUGAAAAUAUUUCAUAUCAUAAAAUAAAACUAUAGCGUUUAUUUAAGAAUUUAAGAUAGAAAAACUAAAAUUCUGUAAUCCAAACAUUUAUCCUAUUAAAGGAAAGUAAAUCAGAUAUAAAAAUGAAAAAGUUAUGUAUAAAACUUAAAAUAUAUAAAUUAUAUCUAAAAUUAUAAUUUUUAUUAAAUAUUUUUUGACAACAAAAAUAAUUCCAGGCUUUCAAAGUGCAUAUCAAAAUUUAGUCUAAUAUUAUUCCAAUGCACAUUGACUUCAGGAUUAUUAUGAAUCAUUAAUGUGUAAUCCAGGUAUAUAUAUUUAUUGAUCCACCACAAAUAAAUUAAUGCGUUCAACAAAACAAAAUAAAAGUGGUUGCGAAACUGAUAAACUGCCGUGUGAUAUUGCAUUAGAGACAAGUUAAUUCAAACCUUAUAAAAACUAACUAUAUGAUCAAAUACUUUUCAUAACCAAACAAACCGAAACCCAAAGAAACAAUUGAGUGGUGAUGGAGUCAUCAACGACAACAUCGUAUUCAGUCGUGUCGGAGCUCGAAGGAACUCUACUGAAAACCCCAAAACCUUUCGCUUACUUCAUGCUCAUGGCUUUCGAGGCAUCAGGAUUAAUUCGUUACACACUUCUGCUGUUUCUAUGGCCUAUCAUAGCACUCCUUGACGUUUUGGGCUACAGAAACGGUAGCCUUAAGCUGAUGAUCUUCGUUGCAACGGCUGGUUUGCGCGAAUCGGAGAUAGAAUCAGUGGCUCGAGCCGUGCUUCCUAAAUUCUACAUGGAUGAUAUAAGCAUGGAUGCUUGGAGAGUGUUUGGUUCGUGCGAGAAGAGAGUCGUUGUCACAAGAAUGCCACGAGUUAUGGUGGAGAGAUUCGCUAAAGACCAUCUUAGAGCCGAUGAGGUCAUCGGUACAGAGAUAAUCAUCAACCGUUUCGGUUAUGCCACCGGUUUUAUUCAGGAAUCUGAUGUCGAUAGAUCCAUUUUCAACAGUGUGGCUAACUUGUUUGAAGAUCGAAGACCUCAACUAGGUCUUGGACGACCGAUUAUCUCGGGCUCUCAAACUUUCCUAUCGUUAUGUGAGGAGCAAGUUCGCGCACCCGUUCCAUCGAACUACAACGUCCAGCGUUUGCAUGUGCAGCUGUUACCAGUUAUAUUCCACGAUGGACGUUUAGUGAAGCUGCCGACACCAGCCACCGCACUCCUCAUCCUUCUCUGGAUCCCUUUCGGAAUAGUCCUAGCCGUGGUUCGUCUCUUCAUCGGGUCCAUGCUCCCGUUAUGGGCCAUACCUUAUGUCUCACGCAUAUUCAACAUUCGGUUCAUCGUAAAAGGAAAGCCUCCAGCACCAGCAUCCGCUGGAAACCAAGGCGUACUAUUCGUAUGUACUCAUAGAACCGUAAUGGAUCCAGUCAUAUUAUCCUAUGUGCUCGGCCGUAGCAUCCCAGCCGUUACCUACUCCGUUUCUCGGUUAUCCGAGAUUCUAUCUCCGAUUCCAACGUUUCGUCUAACUCGAGUUCGAGACGUAGACGCCGAGAUUAUCAAGAAAGAGUUAUCUAACGGAGACUUAGUGGUAUAUCCCGAAGGAACCACUUGUCGCGAGCCGUUUCUGCUGAGAUUUAGCGCGCUCUUCGCGGAGUUAACUGAUAAGAUCGUUCCCGUGGCGAUGAACUAUAGAGUUGGUUUCUUUCAUGCGACUACCGCCAGAGGCUGGAAGGCUUUUGACCCCAUCUUCUUUUUCAUGAACCCUAGACCGGUUUACGAGGUGACGUUCUUGAACCAACUCGAAGUGGAGGCAACGUGUUCAUCAGGGAAGAGUCCGUAUGACGUGGCUAAUUAUGUGCAGAGAAUCUUGGCGGCUACGUUAGGGUUUGAGUGUACUAACUUCACGAGGAAGGAUAAAUAUAGAGUUCUCGCAGGAAACGAUGGAACGGUGUCGUACUCGUCGUUUCUCGACCAAUUUAAGAAGGUCGUCGCCACUAUCAAACCUUUUUUCAAAUAGUUUUCAAGUUUUUAUACGCAUUUUUCUAAUAAUGUGAUCAUCGCCUGAUUGCAAAAUGUUUUUUAUCCUUUUUAGAUCUAAGGUAUAUUUUACGGGUUUGUAUUUUUCUUAAUUUAUAUAUCUUUUGUCGAAUGUAUAUGUCACUAUAUAUCAACUUUUUGUUAAAAUUUUAAAUUACAUAUAAAUGGCAAUUGUUUUUACAUGUUACGUCUAUUCAAGAUAACUCCAAUAUAGUAAUGAACAAAUACGAAUAGCUGGACCAUUAUAUCAACCUAUAUAUCAGAAUCAUCUAAUUCUAGGUUGUCAAUCAUUGUAUCAACCUUAUACAAUAUCAACUAUUCGAUUACAGAUCACAAUCAUUUAGUUUUUUAGGUUGUCAGUGUAGAUAUGUUAUAAUUUUGCGUUAUAACUAAAAAAGCAAUGAUAAAAAAAUAUGUGAUGGUGGAUUCAAGCCUACUAAAGAUUUGAUACGAGAAGCUAGCUCAGCUCAGAUGUUACUAAUAACUCAUAAAAAGUUCACAAAUGAACAUGAAAGAAAGAGGAAAAUUUUCAAAGAAACGUUCAAGAGUUAAUAUACAAGACGCCAAUUCGGUCAAAAAGCGUUAAGCCGUAAUAGUCAUACAACCAUCUACACUCGAGAUAUUUUUUAUAAAAAAAAAAAUUAGUGACUACAAUAACAUCAUAAGUACCUAUCUUUAUGCUUAAAACAAAAUAUCCUUGUAACGUUUCCGUGUAACGAAAAUGUUUUGAAAAAAAUUGACCAAGAAUUUAUUUGUUUAACCACUCGUAAUUGAAUUCUCUUAGGCUGACAUCACAUCAUUCAAAAAUGUAUUAUAAUCGUUAGUAAUCAUAUUUAAGGUGAGAAGAAUCAUGUUUGACAAUGCCCAGACGAUUGUAGUUUGGUGGGGGUAGAUU
This is a messenger RNA of Brassica napus (rape), 3424 nucleotides long. RefSeq names its product glycerol-3-phosphate acyltransferase 7. Gene Ontology annotation, molecular function: phosphatase activity; glycerol-3-phosphate 2-O-acyltransferase activity. The coding region runs from base 1013 to 2509 and encodes 498 amino acids. Gene Ontology annotation, cellular component: membrane. Gene Ontology annotation, biological process: cutin biosynthetic process. The record is from RefSeq and is a predicted model, not a curated record. The transcript has 2 exons. Lineage: Eukaryota; Viridiplantae; Streptophyta; Magnoliopsida; Brassicales; Brassicaceae.